Molecule: messenger RNA, 309 nt
Organism: Adineta steineri
Lineage: Eukaryota; Metazoa; Rotifera; Eurotatoria; Adinetida; Adinetidae
Source: the annotation of a GenBank genome assembly
AUGUAUACAGAAUUCAAUACACUUGGUCGACUUAUUUCAAAUAACAAUACGAUUACUUUUGGAAGUCAAGUGCCACGCAGUUGUGCAAAUUGGAUUUUUGAAAAUAAUACUACUUAUCCUAAUGGCGAUAUCGCAGAAUUAGAUGGAUUAACCCUAACUGAAUGUCGUCAGUGGUGUAAUCUAACAGUUAACUGUGUUGGCAUUUCAUACGUAUUUGGUUACUCUCCUGUCGAGUGUUGGAUUAAGGAAACUAUCGAUUUUGCAGAUGUUUCUAAUGACCCUGCUAAACUGGUUUAUCGUUGCUAUUAA